UAAUGCACAUAAUCAGAAAGUGUUAUUUAGUACGGUUGAUAAAUUACUCCAUCGAAAGCCAGAAAAGCGCUAUCCAACUGCGUCAUCAACGACUGAACUUGUGAAUAAAUUUUCAGAUUUCUUCAAUAAUAAGAUUGCUAUUAUAUGGAAAGAACUAGCCAUCGAUUCUUCCCACUGUAAUCAGCGAAAUCAAGAGGAACAAUAUGCACAAUGCGUUAAAUUCAUUAACUUUCAAGAAGUCACGGAACAUGAGAUUGAAAAUGUUAUUGAUAAAGUUGGUAAAAAAUCUUGUGAACUUGAUCCAGUGCCCGCAAAAAUCUUUCAAGGUUGUCAGAAGACUCUCUUACCUAUAAUUACUAAGAUCAGUAAUGAGUCACUUCAGUCAGGUUGUAUGCCUGAGAUACUAAAAGAAGCCGUGUUGAAACCAAAACUAAAGAAAGAUUCGCUAGAUUACGAAGAAUACACAAAUUUCCGACCUAUUUCAAAUUUAAAAUUCCUGUCUAAAGUAAUUGAGAAGGUUGCUGCCGGUCAGCUUCUGGAACACUUGGCUAAUAACAAAUUAGAAGAACCCUUCCAGUCGGCAUAUAAACGUUUUCAUAGUGCAGAAACAACCCUAUUAAAAGUACAAAACGAUAUUCUUGUAGCCAUUGAUAAUCGUAAGUGUGUGGCGUUGCUAUUACUAGAUAUGUCAGCAGCAUUCGAUACUGUUGAUCACGAACUUUUACUACGAAUGUUCAAAAGAUUUGGGAUAGAUGGGCAAGUGUUGAAAUGGUUUCAGUCCUAUCUUCAGAAUAGAACGCAAAGUGUAGUGAUUGACGGUGUUAAAUCUAUCUCUAAAGACUUGCGCUGUGGAGUCCCACAAGGAUCAGUUCUCGGCCCUAUACUAUAUUUACUAUACACCUCACCCCUUGGUGAUAUCAUCAGAGGUCAUGAUCUUGAUUUUCACUUUUAUGCAGACGACUCGCAAUUAUAUCUCGCUUUUGAGUCAACCACUGAAGGAAAAGCGGGAGCACGGGUACAAAUCGAAAUGUGUGUAAAGGAGAUUGAUUUGUGGAUGGUCAAAAAUAAAUUAAAAUUGAAUGGGGACAAGACUGAGUUACUAGUAAUCAAUGCACGAAAUCGUUUAUGCCCUGCUGUACACCAUAUAGAAAUAUCUAAGUCAAUAGUUCAACCAAGUACUUCAGCACGAAACAUCGGUGUAACCUUCGAUCAACACAUGUCCAUGGAUAAACAUAUUACCAACAUUUGCAAGAACUGUUUUUUCCAUUUGAGAAAAAUAGCAAGAAUAAAAGAGUACUUAUCAAAAUCAGAUAUCCAAACCCUAGUUCAUGCCUUUAUUACAUCGAAACUAGAUAAUUGCAACUCUUUGCUAUACGGACUACCUAAAUUUCUUAUAGAUCGAUUACAGAAUGUGCAAAACUGUGCUGCUCGUCUGGUGACAGGAAGCAGAAAAUACGACCAUGUUACUCCAUUAAUGAAACAAUUACAUUGGCUCCCCAUCAGUCAACGCAUCAUCUAUAAAAUUGUUCUUAUCACGUAUAAAUCUCUGAAUGGCUCAGCUCCACAUUACAUUAAUAAUAUGCUAAAACCUUACACACCAUCAGCAAAUUUACGCUCCUCAUCCAAAGGAUUGCUUACCAUACCUUCAGUAAAACUAGUGAACUAUGGUGAACGAUCGUUCUCAUAUGCUGCACCGAAACUGUGGAACGAACUGCCAGAGUAUAUUAGAAAGAGUGAGACCUUGCCUAUUUUUAAAACCAGAUUAAAGACACAUCUUUUUAAACAGUAUUAUGACUAAGUUAUUAUUUUAACAAGAUUAUUAGCAAUUUUAUAGUAUUCUAUAUAGUUGUUGUUUUAAUAUUAUCAACAUAGAUAACAUAAAGUAAUUUUAUAUUCUUAACGAGAAGAGCAUAUAAUUAUUUUUUAGUAAUUUUAUCUAGUAUAGUAAUUUUAGUAGUUAAUGCAUGCACUAUGUUCUAACACUUAGUAUAUAUUUUUAACACUUGAUGUUAAGCGCUAUUGAGCUAUGGGAAAUGGCGCUAUAUAAAUGAAUUAUAAUAAUAAUAAUAAUAAUAAUAAUAUAUAUAUAUAUUUAAAAAACUCAUUAAUAAUUCAGGAGCAAAACACAAAGAAAAAUCAUAAGCGUGUCGUGGUUUUAUAUGUGAUAAAAUAUCAUGUUAAUUUACAUAAACUUUAGCUUUGAUUUUCUCGGUUUAGACAAAGUUUAUUUUAAAAAUUACUUCGCCAAUGAACUCGUAUAAGACGAGUCGUUUUUUAAGCCAUUUAAAGCACUUGUAGUCGUGUUUUAUCACAUAUAAAACACUCCGCUACGCGUCGUGUUUUAUAUGUGAUAAAACACUCCUACGCGUGCUUUAAAUAGUACAUAUAUAUAUAUAUAUAUAUAUAUAUAUAUAUAUAUAUAUAUAUAUAUAUAUAUAUAUAUAUAUAUAUAUAUAUAUAUAUAUAUAUAUAUAUUUAAUCUUAUAAAUGGUAUAAGAUUAAAUAAAUAUUGCUCUACAAAUUUUUGUAUUGAGCACUCUUUAAUCUACUGCAAUAACAAAACUUUGUUAUAUAUAUACAUAUAUAUAUAUAUAUAUAUAUAUAUAUAUAUAUAUAUAUAUAUAUAUAUAUAUAUAUAUAUAUAUAUAUAUAUAUAUAUAUAUAUAUAUUGCUUAAGAUUUUGGUUUACGAAACACAAACAGUGCUCAAUACCAUAUAGAUAGAGCGUAAUAUAUAGUUUUUCGUUUUACCUCAAAAACCACAAUAGUCUGUUUCAUCCGUGUAGGAAUCAUCAGGUGAUGAAUAAUUUCGAAAUUGUAGGUUGCUUUUAUGCUAUCGAAAGAAUGUGCGGAAUGCGUGUAGGCGAAACAAUGCUUAGGUGAAACAAUGCAUGCUUGGGUCAUUAGGUUUUGUUAACGACCUUGUUUACUCAAAACCGGUUUUUGUGACGACAUACUGUAUGCCGAAAAUUUCGCUUCUUUUAUUGAGUAAAUUGUCUUUGUUUAUGUCUUUCAAAAUGCAAAAUUUUUCUUCCAAACAUAAAUUGCAGCGUUUUGAUCCCCCUGUGUACGAAAUAGCGUGUUUUAAAAUUGACCAUUUGAUGGUAUAAUCCUGAUUGUUUUCUUUUAAUUUCCAAAUAUGUUUCGAAAGUUCCGUUUUGUUUGAGUCUUUUUUAUGACGAAAAGAUGAAGUGUGGUUAGCGUAACGUUCCUUAAAUGUAGUCGCUGUCAUACCAAUGUAGUGUUUAGUGUCGUUCGUGUUGUUCGUUGUGACUGUUGCUUUGUAAAUAAUGUUGUUGGUCAUUCAUUGUUUCGGUAGUGGGCAAGCGUUUUUGUUGUCGCAGUUACAGUUGUCAGUUUCCGUAUUCUGUGAUUGACUGUUCCUAAUUAUAUGUGCGUUGUGUUUGGUGAUUAUAGACUUAACGUUGUUCAUGCAACUGUAGCUUACUUUUAAAGUGUUUCUGUUAAAAAUCUUGUGUAGUUUGUGCUGUAGCGGGAAGUGUUUGUCAAUUAAACUUAAGAAUUCCCGUCCUAUGUUCGUGUUAACACUCUUACUAAAUUGUGGGUUGAACCAAAUUGUGUUGCGUUGCCUAUUCCUACGUGUCCGUUGCGGUGCAUUCUGAGUGUACGUAAAUUCAUGAUCAAAGUUACUAUGUGUAAGAGCGUUCUGGUAAAUAGGUGUGGAUUCCUUAAAUGUUUGUUCGUCUGAUGAGAGAAGUGCAAUGCGUUUGUUGAUAGCUGUAGGUAAUUGUCUUGUAAUGCUUGGUGGAUGGUUUGAGUGUCUGUUGAUGUACAAUGGAGUAUAUAUAUAUAUAUAUAUAUAUAUAUAUAUAUAUAUAUAUAUAUAUAUAUAUAUAUAUAUAUAUAUAUAUAUAUAUAUAUAUAUAUAAACAAGAACCGCUGCGAAAAAUGCAAUUUGUAGGUCUCUGGCAGGGAUCAAACCAGCGGCCCUGCGAUUCCGCUGCAGCGUGCUAUAAACCAACUGAGAUACAGAGACCAGUUGCAUUAAUUGCAUGUCAAUCUCUAACCACAAGGUGGAUGUUUAUAUACAUUUAUUAUAGACCUAACAAGGCACAUGCAGCUGCGACUAUAGGUCCCUGGCAGGAAUCGAACUUGUGGCUUUGCGAUCUAAUAACAUAUUACAGACGAGUAGCAGACGACUGCAGACACGGAAUAGACAAUAGACAUGUAAACUUUCUAAAUUCGACCUCAUUUAGGCCCAUACAGGUUCAUACGGCAAAUGAAAUAUGAACAGUCGUCGCGCAAAUAAUAAUAUAUAGUGACAAAAUGUAGUUUUGUAUCUAAAGUGCUGAGGCGCGUGAUUGGCUGAGGCGCGUGCUCAAUAACUCCAUUGAGCACUGUAAAAAAGCGAGGGAAUUUUUUGCCUCUUCUCAGCAAACAUUAAUUCCCGAUAACUUUUACAAACCUUUUCGUAAUUUUAAUCAAUAAAAUAUAUAUUUUGUUGAAGAAAAAAUACUCCGACAUUUACUUUUGACUGACACCCACUUUAUUUUAACAUAAUUUAUGUGUAAAAAGUCAGGUUUAAAGCCUUUAGACUGCAUGGCUAUAGACCACCAGCGAAGUCAAAAAGAUUUUUCACCUAUUAUAUUUGCCGUAAGAAAAACACACUUGGCUAAACUCGUGAUCUGGAACCUUGCAAACUCGUCAAAUGGAACCUGGAGACAGUAAAGUGAACCUCAGAUUGCAAGAAUCUUUAAUUAUUCUAACUUCUUCAAAACAAAUGCUGACAGCAUGUUCAAUUCAAGCAAGAAAAAAUAUAAAAAAGACAAACCAAAACACAAUGACUAUAGAUUCGUAACAACUGUAUAAAUAUGCAUAUGCAUGCGCAGAAAUGUAGAGUUAAAUUCGAAAUAAAUGCCUCAAAAUAGCUGCUUUCUUUUCCACCAGUAAAGGGAAAGUCUUAAAUCAUCGCAAUAUUGAUAAAAUUUCGAUUAUUUGCAUUUGAAGCCCUCGAUGGCAAGCUACUCAGGAUUCAGGAACGUUUUGAUAUUUGCAUAAUUAUUCAUUAUUCGUUUUAUUGAUUAUUUUGACAUGCUAAUUAUUCGAGUUAUAUUGGGCACUUAGGAAGUUGAGAGACUAUAUGCUCAACUAAACUCAAGCGCUAUGGUAUAGGUCUCGGCUAGCGCCUAGACCAACUCUUUCGCUUUUUCGUCACACACCUGGAGUUGUAUAAAGUUACCUUGGUUAAAACCUGGGAUUGUCUGUCACUCGUGUAUAGUUUUAAAUACUUAAGAGUAUUCUCGUAUGUCACUUGUGCGAAUUAAUUUUUAGUAUAAUAUUCGCUCUUUUUUGAGCAAUAAUAUUCUUCAAAUCUCCAUAUAUUUCAACGAACUCAGUUAUAUUCUUACAGAAAAUGUUCCAGCCUAUUCAUGGGAAAGUUUCAUGGGUAAGUAAGUAUAAACAAUUAUAUAAAUAUAUGUAUAUCUUGGCAUUAUAGUUUUAAUGAAUUAAAUGAAUUAAUACAUCGUGUAUUGCAAUGCUAGCGCAUGGUUUACGGAAAGAGGCGCUUAGAAUUAAAACCAAUUAGGAUAAUUUGAACAACGGUGUUGUUUUACUCGGAAUAUCAAUCCACCCUACCCUUGAAAAUGUGGGCCAGAAGAAUUAGCGUUUGUUUACAUGAUCUCGACUAAGCGGGACAGGGAAUUUCCCACUUUCAAGUCGGUAAUAUAACUUAUUAAUAUGGGAAUUUUAAUCCAUACUAAUAAAAAGUGAAUGGAAACAUUCAUUUUGCCGUUCUGCGGACUGUAUAAUUUAGUUCAUUAAUGUCAACAUGCCAUCAAUAAUCAAUAUAUCAUACAAUGGUUUCUCAUAGCCUUAAGGUGGCUCAAUUCAGUUUUUGAAAUAUGACAAAUCGUGAUUUAGACUUAAUUUUUUGGAGAGAGGUUUCUUGUUAGAAGACAAAAAUUGCACCACAUGUAUUGAACAAUCUUUUAAGAGUUGAAAAUUGUUCGCAAAAAUGACGUCAUUACUGUUGCUAUGGUAACAAUGACGUUUCAAUAUGGCCGACAUUUUACCUUUUAACACAUUUUAUUCGAAAAAAAGGCCGGUCAUCCCCAUUUUUUAUUUCGUGAAACGUUUUCAUUUAGGAAAAUGAAUGAUGUGAACAAGUUUAAAAAAAUUCUGGAGAUCAGAAUUUUUUAAAAAUUGAAAAACGUGAUUUUUCGUGAUAAAUAUUUUUUGGAUCUACAGAAUUUUUUUAAACUUGUUCACAUCAUUCAUUUUUCUAAUUGAAAACGUUUCAAGAAAUAAAAAAUGGUGGUAACCGGCCUUUUUUCGAGUAAAAUGUGUUAAUAGGUAAAAUAUCGGCCACAUUGAAACGUCAGUGUUAAUUUUCAACUCUUAGAAGAUUGCUCAAUAUAUGUGGUACAAUUUUUGCCUUCUAACAAGAAACCUCUCUUCAAAAAAUUAAAUCUAAAUCACAAUUUUGUCAUAUUUCAAAAACUGUAGGGAGCCACCUUAAUUCAAUCUCAGUUUUUCUCAAUUUAAUUAUUAUAUAAUUCCGUCACUUUAUAGAGACACAGAGUCAGAAAUGUAUUCUUUAGUAUUUUUUCUUUUCUUUUAGCGGAAUCUGGUGGAACAUUGGGUCUUUUUCUUGGUGCCAGCUUCUUGACCAUAGCAGAAUUACUGGAUUUAAUCUGCCAAAUUGUUGCUCUUCUGUUAAAGAAACGACAAGAAAAUAAUAUUAAUUAA
Molecule: messenger RNA, 6710 nt
Organism: Paramuricea clavata
Lineage: Eukaryota; Metazoa; Cnidaria; Anthozoa; Malacalcyonacea; Plexauridae
Source: the annotation of a GenBank genome assembly